This is a messenger RNA of Haliotis rufescens (red abalone), 1044 nucleotides long. RefSeq lists its product as uncharacterized. Bases 54 to 1010 code for a protein of 318 amino acids. The transcript has 9 exons. Lineage: Eukaryota; Metazoa; Mollusca; Gastropoda; Lepetellida; Haliotidae. The record is from RefSeq and is a predicted model, not a curated record. Gene Ontology annotation, molecular function: S-adenosylmethionine-dependent methyltransferase activity.
ACCAUCAACACGUGUGACUGUUUUCGUUUCUCCGCCAGCUUCCUGAAAUCGAGAUGGCAGAUUUAGAGACAGUCAAACGUGAAUUUGAAGCAGUUCUACACCAUGUUACAGACGAUGUCCGGUCUCAUUUUCUAAGCUGGAUCAAGGAUAAAAUAAAUUCAGGUGAAUGGGGAGAUGUGACGAGGGAGAAGAGUAACGAGGAUGUCAUGUUGGAGACCAUUCAGAGUCACCUGCGGGCAGAGCUUCCGAUCAACGCCGUGUCAAGCACGGAGAGCUUCCAUUUCCCCCAGACAGGACCAAAUGCUGACUGUGAUCCCAGCACCACGGUACACGUCGACGCCUUCCUGUAUGACGAGGAUGCCGUAGACGAGCUGUGCGAGGAGGGCAAGAUGAGCAGGAACUACUGCACCGGCUGUGGCUCCAAGGAUGUCCAGCCUCUCACAUUCAUCACACACUCGGCAUCUGCCAGUCAGGUGAAGUACAUCUUUAGCUACGCCCUGCCCGACCUCAGUGGGAAGACAGUACUGGAUGUUGGGUCUCGGACUGGCGCUUUGCUGUAUGGGGCCUACCUGUACAGCAAGGCCAAGCACAUUGUGGGGGUGGAGCUUGACUCAACAUUCACCAGCCUCCAGACAGCCGCUGUCUCCAAGUAUAAGAUGGGGGACAGAAUACAGGUGAUACAUGACGACAUACAGAACAAGGGAACGCUGAUAGCUUCCAGUGAUGUGGUUAUCUUGAACAAUGUGUUUGAGUUCUUCGUGCCGAAAGAUUUACAGGAAAAAUUGUGGAGUUACCUGUUUUCAACGCUAAGGAACAAUACAAUCCUUGUGACUGUGCCCAGUUUAGAGGAGUCUCUACAACAGCUGCAGACUGGUAUUAACUUGAAACAGUGUGUGGAGUCUAUUGAUCUGACCUCAGCUCUCCAGAAGGGCAGGCACCAGCUCCUAGACAGUCCCGGCGCUGAUGACGCCGACCUCACAAGUAUCCAUUUGUACAGAGUCCUGGGAUGACGUUCUUCUAGUCAAUAAAUAAGUAAUUACAAAG